UUCCAUCCUUCCUCCUACCCUCUUUUCUUUCUUGCUCUUAAAAGAUGUUGGUUCGUUUAUAUAUCCUUAUCUUGCUUCCCUAAUGUUCCAACCCUGACUCUCUCUACCUAAGCACGUCUCCCCUUUAUUUAGCUGCCCUUUUCUUCCUUUUCCUCUUCCUUUUCCAUUCUUCCUCCUACCCUUUACUCUUUCUUGCCUUUAAAAGAUGUUGGUUCGUUUAUAUUUCCUUAUCUUGCUUCCCUAAUCUUCCUCCCUCCUCCUUAACCUUUCAUGCAACCCUGCCUCUCUCUGCCUCUGCACGUCUCCCCUUCCGCACGUCUUCCCUUCAUUUAGCUGCCCUUUUCUUCCUUUUCCAUCCUUCUUUCUACCCUUUUCUCUUUAUUGUUUUAAUAAUAAUAUGUUGGUAUGAACUGUUUAGCGCCCCGUUGAAAAGUGUGCAGUGUUUACAUCGUGAUGGCGGGGGGCGGGGCGGACGCGCUCGCUUGCAUUCCUCCUGCAGCACUAAAUAAAUUUGUCUACCAUGUCAUCGAUGGGCUGUGUGGGGCGUCAUCAGCCGUCCCGCAGCACCCCAGCUUUAAGAACUGUCCCCUGGAGAAGUUCGAUCAGGCCCGGCAGGAGGUGGAGUCCUUAGCCCGGGACCUCGCCACCGAUAGGCUCACCCAAGAGGAGGCUGGUUCUCUGCUCUCCUCGCUGGGUCCUGAGGCAGCUGGAAGGGUGUGUGAAGCUGUGGGUGCGAGGAGGCAGGAGAUACGUGAGGCUGUGGCGGGGGAGAUGCUCAACAGGACCAGGAGACUCACAGACUUUGAUUGGAAUGUUAGGUUUGUCCACCAUGUCAUCGAUGGGCUGUGUGGGGCGUCAUCAGCCGUCCCGCAGCACCCCAGCUUUAAGGACUGUCCCCCGGAGAAGUUCGAUCAGGCCCGGCAGGAGGUGGAGUCCUUAGCCCGGGACCUCGCCACCGAUAGGCUCACCCAAGAGGAGGCUGGUUCUCUGCUCUCCUCGCUGGGUCCUGAGGCAGCUGGAAGGGUGUGUGAAGCUGUGGGUGCAAGGAGGCGGGAGAUACGUGAGGCUGUGGCGGGGGAGAUGCUCAACAGGACCAGGAGACUCACAGACUUUGAUUGGAAUGUUAGGGUGGCAGUGUCCAGCAGCAAGGUCCUGAGCCUCAACCAGCUGCUUCUCUCCCUCCGCCUCCACUCAGCAUCACAGGAGAAGGAGAUGCCAGACAAGAUGCUGGAGAUGACAGCCACUGAAGUGGACUCUCUGUUAGGGAUGCUGAGAGAGGCACAGGCCACUCUAGCUAGCCUUCAGAAGUAGCAGUAGUAGUAGUAGCGGUAGUAGUAGUAGUAGUAGUAGUAGUAGUAGUAGUAGUAGUAGUAGUAGUAGUAGAAUUAGAAGUUGGAAGUCAGAGAUAUAUUUAUGACAGGGAAGGAAAGUUGAUGAAUAAGCCACAAUGUAGGUCUCUCCUUAUAUCUUUGUUAAUCCUUGUGUGUAUGAAUCCUUAUAUAUCUUUGUUUAUCCUUGUGUAUGUGUCCCUAUAUCCUUGCUUAUGAAUCCUUAAAUUAUGUCCUACUGUAUGCGUCCUUAUAUGGUUGUGUGUAUGGGACAGUACAAAAGAAUGCAAUGAAUGGCUGUCAUGUGAUUUAUAUGUUAAUUCUUUGCCGUGGUUGAAAUAUUUGCAUUGUUGACCCAUGUGAUCUCUCAGGGGGAACUGAUCGAUUAUUUUGUGAUGCCAAUAAACUGAUCACUCGUAGCCAUUUCUGUUA
This is a messenger RNA of Eriocheir sinensis (Chinese mitten crab), 1760 nucleotides long. RefSeq names its product COMM domain-containing protein 8-like. NCBI's taxonomy places the organism in Eukaryota, Metazoa, Arthropoda, Malacostraca, Decapoda, Varunidae. The record is from RefSeq and is a predicted model, not a curated record. Bases 454 to 1311 code for a protein of 285 amino acids. The transcript has 6 exons.